Molecule: messenger RNA, 6488 nt
Organism: Porites evermanni
Lineage: Eukaryota; Metazoa; Cnidaria; Anthozoa; Scleractinia; Poritidae
Source: the annotation of a GenBank genome assembly
AUGUACUUUAGUCUGGAUCGUAUUCCUUCUAGGGCCAGUGUGAUUAAGGAGUACGGUGUUUCCUGGGAUGGAAUCAACGUGACUUUACACUGUAAGUCUUCGGUAUCAUGUUUGAUCUCCCUGCACAAAGGCAAAAAUGGCAAUGAAGAGCUUGACGAAAAUGAAACUGUUUUAAAUUGAUAAAACGUGGAGUAGGGUUGAGGUUGAGUAGGAAGGCUUGUUCUUAUUUCUUGUAAAAAAAGCCAUGCCCAGUGUUAAAAGACAUUAAAAACUUUACAGACAACAUUUUCACAGGGCCAAGCGAGCGUAUUGUUUCAGUCUCGUCCCGGUGCGAGAAUUGGACGAAUUCGUGAGAGAUUUAUCCGGUGGAUAGCGUUUCCUGGUGCCUGAUCUGUCAAGACCACGAGAUCAUUAUGAAGAUUAGCACCUUUGGGACCAAGUGGACUGUCAGUAAUAGAGAUGUCCGUGAGGCGCGUUUUCUUAUGGGGGUAACGCAAUAUUUUGAGUCUUAAGCUAAUACUUUGCCCUUGAUUUAUUGCAGAUGAGUGCCCUACGCCCGGUUGUUAUCUUCCUGAUGGAUGCCCACACGGUCUUGCUAGAAAUAAAUAUGGAUGCAUAACAUGUGAAUGCGCAGGUGAGUGCUGAGUGAAAUGCGCAUCGGUGAUUAGCCGUGGAUAUUUAACAAUCAUAAAGGUUGAAAAUACCGGCGUAAAAAAUAAUGAAGAUGAAUUACAUUGCUUUUCAUAAUACGCCACUUUCACAUCUCCCAUAGUGCACCUCAUUUGAACCCAACACUUUGCAUAACCUUUGUUUUUCAUUUCUCCUGUGUAUUACAGCCGUCCCAUGAGAAACUGAAAACAAUGCUUAUGCAAAUAAGGUGCAUUAUGGGAAAUGUGCAAGUGGGGUAUAAACAUACCCAGGAGGUCCCUAGUUUGGGUCUUAUAUCAAAGCGGCCUUCGUUUUGAUAAAUCAAAAGGUGUUGCUCUGUCAUAACACUGUGUGUCAUGUAAAAUAGACCGUCUAACACAAAUCAACUUCACAAGGCACCCUUAUGCUGGUGUAACAGAAGGAGCCUAACACUUUAUUGGAUAACGCCGGUGCUGUCCAUAUCGUCUGCGUGCGCAGUGAAUAGGUAGUCAGCGCAACCCUGUUGGAAAACUUAAGCGUUUAUGAUAUACGGUGUUUUCACAUGACGUCACGGCGGCCAUAUUGGUGUCCCAAAACAAUGAAACGGCGGCCAUGUUGAUGUCCCAAGCCAAUCCUCUGGGAGCUAAACUCUUUUCUUAUGCAAACGCUUUCUUUUGUUCCAAUAAAUUUGCAUAGAUGCUGGCCACGUGAGUGAAAACACUCUAUAUAAGCCCCUUAGCGCAGCUUUAAAAAUACGUACCAUUCUGGGAUUAAACUGUGCCCAUCCAACCCGCUCCUAACGCAACAUUUUGUUCUUAGUUAGAAGUUAAAAAGUGUUAGCUUUGAUUAGGGGAAGGGUAGGUACCAGAAUCUAAUACUGUUAAGGAUUUUUUUAAAAGAAAUCACCAGGUGCCCAUUAUGUGACUAGUGUGAUACUUAUUUUCCACCCAUUGAUUUUCAAUCGGAAAUGCAAUAAUUGUCGCGGUCUGCAAUAUUGUACUAUUUGUACGUCUUCCAGCAUACCGCAUGCAAUCAGAUCCUACGCCUUGACCUCUAGUUUGAGCGUGUUCUGCCUCUGAUCCCUGCUACAACUGUUUUCUUGUUCGCAGGUGUGGCAGCCAUCACUGUCCAGUUUUCCAGUCUCCUCUUCAUUGCGAUCGCCUUGCUUUACAAUUUCAUGUAGAAAUAGACUUUUCAUUUUGUUACUGGCUUUUGGCUGAUCUGUUACAAAACAGAAGAGGGCGAGACGAAACCGAGUUGUUGUUUCGUUUUUAGCCCUUGAGGAAAUAAUGUCUUACGUUUCGUUUUCGAUGCACCUUCCAGUUUUCAAUGCCUUGAAAAAAUAAAACUAUUGGUCGUUUGUAAGUAAAAUAAAACGGAAUUAGAAAAUCAUGUUGCAGUUUCAAACUAUAUUGAUAAUAGCUGGCACAACGCAGGCCCGAUUUGCUACAUUUGCAAAUAAUUAUUUCAACAGACACAAAACUGAAGCGUAUUUUGAGAAGUGAAAUUUUGAUUCAGUUUAAGCAAAGUUGCUCUCUCGUCAGUUAUAAUCUAUUAUUUCAAAAUACACCGAUAUGUGAUUUAAAGGAAACAAAUUUCUUUAACUUAAAUAUUUAGUUACACAGGAGUCCAUAAUUAGUUACGUAGUCAUCUACUUGAAUGUUUUUCCGUGACGUAUCACUGAACCCACGUUUUGUUUUUUUAAGAAAGAAAAUGUAGUAGUGUAGUAUUGUACAUUGCCAAUAAAUGCAAAUUAAUUAUCUCACGCUAGACUCGUAGUUUUAUCUAUUAUUUUAACGUCAAAACGUUUGUUUCUGUGAAGAAACUGAAGGAUGAUUCUCAUUUUGAUUCUUAACUUUGUGCUCGGUAAAGUUUAUCAUGGAGCCCUCGCGCCAAGACAAGUUUAUCAAGUAACUCAUGAAACGCCGUUCGCUAUAUUUUAAUUCACUUUCUCCACAAAUCAAAAAGUCGUCCAGUUUGACUUAAUUGCAUAGCGUUUCAACCAGAGAUCGCCAACAGUGUCAGUAAAUCGGGACCGGCGAAGUUCUGUCGAAGUUAGCUCGAAGUUGUAGAUCGUAGUAGUUGGACGUGUCAGAUCAAUCCUCGCUUUGAAACAGAGGCUUGACGCAACUAGAAAAUGGCCUGUUGCAGAUUUUUGGUGUCUGGCGUUUUUCUUCAGAACGAGGGUCGAGAUGCGUGCCGCUGUGCAUGUCUUUCCUUUAUGUUUCGCUGCAAGCUUAUAUUGGCGAGGUUGUGCAUGAAGACAACUUUUUUAUUCGUACUUGUUGAAUUCGAAGGUAAGUUAUCAGUAUAAUUCAUUUGCAAUGAUUUUGCCAUGUUUUGCAGUAGAAUAGAUGGAGAUCUCGAAAAAUAUGUCAGUCUUUUGCUGGGAAAAGCUUUUUCUGCGGAAGUUUUUAAACCAAGUCAUAAGAUCACUGAAGCUAACUAGUGUUUAGUUGUCGUGAUAGUCGAGCUAUUAGGGAGCUUAAGCAAAGACGACGACAACGGCAACUAGAAUGACAGAAAAGCAAUAAGUGUCAUAGAUUUACUCAGAUUAGCAAAACAGAACUUUGCACGUGGAUAACACUACAUUUCUUUGCCGUCGUAGCACGACGAAUUUGGAUUUAUAUGGGAAUAUAUACUGGGACGUAUAUCCGGAUGUGUACGUGCAGUAAGCUGCUGCCCAUGCCCAUAUCAGAAACCCGUUUUGAAGAAACAGUUUUCAAAAAUGAUUGCGUAUUCUCUUUCUGAUAUGUGCAAAAUUGCCUUUCGUGCCUUUACGUGCGUUAAUUAGUUAACGCACGCUGAUUGCCUAAGAACACGAAAAGCUCGAAAUUUUUAACGAAUUCAUUUCAUCUUCUGUUCUGAUAAACUCAUGAGAAGUACUUACCUUUCCCACAACGCAAGGCAUUCAGUUCCUUAUCUGUCUUUUGAGAGCCGAGUAUCGUUUGUCUGUAAACAGAAGGAUGUUUGUCCCAUUCGUAUUUCGGCGUUUUUCUUCCAUUGCCUGUGGGCAAAUCCCAUUUCUCCAGACUGAUAACAGGCUAAUCACAGUCCCCACUACUACCCGACAUCAAGAACUGCUGUAUAACAAAUAACUAUGUGUAGAGAGCUUUAGAUUUGAGGACGAGAACGAGCGAGUACGAGAUUUAACUUAAAGUUUUUGCGCGUGUGUUCUAACAAAGAACACCCCGGAAAGCUUCCUUUUACUUUUUUUCACCAAAAAAUUUAUCACGGUUAAUUUGUACUGAAGGAGGUUACGCUCUCUCCCGAUAGCAAAAUGAUAAAACGUCUCACAUUUGAUGACUCAUUCCCGGCACUACGACAUUCUCGCUAAAACUUGUAGUAGACUGACGACGGCUACAAAUUUUCCCGCCAAAAUGACGUUGGUUCGCCCGCGCGCACUACUUAGUAUUAGUAAAAUCUCGUUGUCGUAGUCGUCCUCGUCCUAGAAUCUAAAGCUCUCUAGCGUUGAAUGUACGAGCGCCUGUUUUCACCUGCAGGCCAAACGGCAUGAUGUCAACACCGACGUUAGUAACAUGGCUUAUAUGGAGCCUAGGUGUGCUUUACGUUGAGAAUGCCGAAGCAGACACUCGACUUCCCUGUCCAAGUGUGCAGAGGGACUUUUAUCCCGGAGUUGCACCUCAGGAUUCAUCACCACCCUAUGUACUUAACGUGACUGACAAAGAUGGUCAGCCUCUUUAUGAUCUGCGUUACCAAACGGGAGAUGCUACACACCUAAGUAAGAUUUGGAGUGUGGGUACAGGAGAAAAUUAGCUUGAUUUGAAGGCUAAUAUUGAGCGUUUUCUCAUGACGUCACGUCCGUUAUUUUUGUGUCCCAAUUGAAACGGCUGCCAGUCCUGUGGGAGUUGAACCUUUUGCUUACGUAAAAACUUUCUUUUGUUCCAAUAAAUUUGCAUAGCUACUGGUCACGUGACAGGAAAGGCUCUGGGGUUAUGUUUAGGGAUAUCCUUAGUUACACCAAUUAAAUGGAAUCCAGUACGUUCCAAGGUGAAGCUGCUAAACUCUUCAAUAAACCACCUUUAUUAGUUAGAAACUGCUCAGAUUUUAGUACUUUUUCUAAAGCGACAUUUGACUAUGUAACGGAAACUGAGAAUUAACAAAACAUAGCUGUACAUAGUAUAAUUGUAUUUUAUUUUUUAUUAUACAUAAAUUUUUGAGGAAGGAGGGCAUUGUUAUCCUGACAUAGUUUUUAGAAUAGUUUCAUUCAAAUUCCUAGUAAUGUAAUAGUUAGUCUUUUCGUUUUGUUUUUUGUUACACUUAUUUUCUUUUAUCAUCCAGGUGAAGAGCCUCCUUUAUGGAAAUAUUGGAAAUAAAGUUAUUAUAAUUAUUAAUUAAUUAAUAAUAAUUAUUAUUAUUUGUUUCCCAAUGUCCUUCAAUGUCGUUCAUUGAUGUUGUUUCCCCAUUUCCUAUCUUUCAUCCUUCCAGUCUCGCUGAGUGGCCAGCAAACCGGAAAUAAAACAGAGACGUUUGUGGGGUUCAUCUUAAACGUAUACAACGAGUUUGAGGAUGAACCAAGUGGUCAUUUUGUGGCACCAUUGCCUCAGGGAGUAAAGAAAGAAGAGUGUCAUUACAAAAACCGGUCUUUUAUGGUAAGUCGCAUAUACUAGUUUCAUUUUUUCACAACUCCAUAAAUCAAAUUACAGUCAACUCUCUCGUAAGUGACCACCCUUGGUGUACAACAGAGUGGUCGCUUACUGGAGGUGGUCUUUUUCGGGAAAAAUCAAGAAAAUAACCUCAAACUGAACUGAUUAACAUAGUCACAUAAAGUUAAUACCUAAAAAGCUCAAACUUAGGCAAAUUAAACUUCUGGCAAUAAUCUUGUACAUCGAAUAGCGCUUGGAGCUGUUGAAACUUUGUACAUAACGUUUUGCNGUACUUAACGUGACUGACAAAGAUGGUCAGCCUCUUUAUGAUCUGCGUUACCAAACGGGAGAUGCUACACACCUAAGUAAGAUUUGGAGUGUGGGUACAGGAGAAAAUUAGCUUGAUUUGAAGGCUAAUAUUGAGCGUUUUCUCAUGACGUCACGUCCGUUAUUUUUGUGUCCCAAUUGAAACGGCUGCCAGUCCUGUGGGAGUUGAACCUUUUGCUUACGUAAAAACUUUCUUUUGUUCCAAUAAAUUUGCAUAGCUACUGGUCACGUGACAGGAAAGGCUCUGGGGUUAUGUUUAGGGAUAUCCUUAGUUACACCAAUUAAAUGGAAUCCAGUACGUUCCAAGGUGAAGCUGCUAAACUCUUCAAUAAACCACCUUUAUUAGUUAGAAACUGCUCAGAUUUUAGUACUUUUUCUAAAGCGACAUUUGACUAUGUAACGGAAACUGAGAAUUAACAAAACAUAGCUGUACAUAGUAUAAUUGUAUUUUAUUUUUUAUUAUACAUAAAUUUUUGAGGAAGGAGGGCAUUGUUAUCCUGACAUAGUUUUUAGAAUAGUUUCAUUCAAAUUCCUAGUAAUGUAAUAGUUAGUCUUUUCGUUUUGUUUUUUGUUACACUUAUUUUCUUUUAUCAUCCAGGUGAAGAGCCUCCUUUAUGGAAAUAUUGGAAAUAAAGUUAUUAUAAUUAUUAAUUAAUUAAUAAUAAUUAUUAUUAUUUGUUUCCCAAUGUCCUUCAAUGUCGUUCAUUGAUGUUGUUUCCCCAUUUCCUAUCUUUCAUCCUUCCAGUCUCGCUGAGUGGCCAGCAAACCGGAAAUAAAACAGAGACGUUUGUGGGGUUCAUCUUAAACGUAUACAACGAGUUUGAGGAUGAACCAAGUGGUCAUUUUGUGGCACCAUUGCCUCAGGGAGUAAAGAAAGAAGAGUGUCAUUACAAAAACCGGUCUUUUAUGGUAAGUCGCAUAUACUAG